Molecule: messenger RNA, 1608 nt
Organism: Sardina pilchardus (European sardine)
Lineage: Eukaryota; Metazoa; Chordata; Actinopteri; Clupeiformes; Clupeidae
Product: adhesion G protein-coupled receptor E1-like
Exons: 11
Coding region: 1-1608 (535 amino acids)
Biological process (GO): cell surface receptor signaling pathway; adenylate cyclase-activating G protein-coupled receptor signaling pathway
Cellular component (GO): plasma membrane
Molecular function (GO): calcium ion binding; G protein-coupled receptor activity
Source: RefSeq, a predicted model, not a curated record
AUGCGAGUGAGUCUCAUUAUAGUUGUGUCAGCAUGGUACUCCAUCUUACGGAGUGCGGGUGCUCGCGAUGACUGCAAGUACUCUGUCGUCCCUAAGAAGUGUUGGCCCCCUGAGGACGAUGUGGACGAGUGCGCACUGAAUCCUCGCAUUUGCGGGGACGAGCACGCCAUCUGCACGAACAGACGCAGAGGUUAUCUUUGUGAGUGUCCGGAAGGUUUCCUCCCGUCACCUAGUAUAAAUUGGAGAGUCGACGUUACCGUCUGCAAAGAAUUGGACAAGGUCAUACCUGGAAGAGAAAAGGAUAAGAAGCAGCGAGUUGAUAAAGUGCUUGCCAUGGUCAGGAACAUAACAACUGAGGAGAGACUACCGCUGAAGACGGUCUCUUUGCUGCUGGACAUGUUGGGAGACGACGAUAAGCAGCGCCCAGUGAAGCAUCGCGACGACGUCCUCCGGUCCAGGAAGAAGCUGGUGGCCAAGCUGGUGGAGCGCACCUCCACCCAAGACUCCAUGAACUUCACCACCAACAGCACCGAGGGCGAGAUUCUGAGUAUUGGACCAAACACCUCCUUAUCCGGAUUUCCCCGGCUUAGGAUUCCCUCUGGUAGGGUGUUCCUGGACAUUGAUCUUCUGGGGAUCGCUAAAAAAAACAAUGGCUCAGCAUCUGUCAUUCUUGUUGCGUACCGUGACAUGGAGGACAUUCUCGAGGCUUCCUUGUUCCACUCAAAGAGGAACACCACGAAGGAGAUCAUAUCAAGAGUGGUGUCAGCUACAAUAGAGGACGUCGAGGAUGCAAACCUUACCGAUUUAAUCAAAUUCACUCUCUUGCACAACUAUCCGCAGAAAUACAAGGGCGUUCUCUCGUGUGUGUACUGGAACGGCUACGGUUGGGAGGCGAACGGCUGCCGUGUCAGCCGCACCAACGCCACGCACACGGUCUGUGCCUGUGAGCAUCUUUCCACAUUCUCCCUCAUCUCGGAAAGAUAUGGAAAGAGUUUUUUUGCGAUGGUCUUGGACACCGCGGCCCUGGUGAGUGGACCAGUGCUGCUGUUGCUGACCGUCCUGACGUUGGCCCUCUACAGAAAUAACCGACAGGUGACGACCGUACCACGCUUCCACGUCGCCGCCUGUCUGCUGGUGGCAAACCCCAUCUACCUGACAACCCAAAAUAUAUACCUCUCCGACAAGCUGUGCAUUGUUCUUCCGGGGGUCUCCACCUACUUCUACCUGUGCUGUUUCAUGUGGACGACCAUCGAGGCCUUCCUGCUCCUCAGCUCGACCAAGAAGCAUCGAGUCGCCACAGCAAACGUGGAGGACCUGCCCACCUGGAGCAGAAUGUAUUGCCUUGCCUAUGGGAUGCCCCUUUUGAUCACGGCUGUGUCUGCCGGGACAAUGUCCGGUUUAUAUGGAGGGCCACAGUGCUGGUUGAGCAGUGAAGAUGGUUUCAACUGGGUUUUCCUUGGCCCCACCUUUCUUGUCCUAGUUGCGAAUAGUGUACUCUACGGCAGAAUCUUCAUCAUCCUCCUCCCGACUUUAAAACACACAGACUUCAUAAGGACACCAACAAGUGAAAGGACACCAACACGCAGAAGGCGCAACGCCAUUGAGUAA